UGACAAGGAGUAAUUGUAUAAUCAUCCUGAUUAUUGUUGGGCUUGUCAAGAAGAGCUGUAGAGAAUGAAACACGGGUGUGAAACAGACUUGUUGAGCACUGUGGUUUACAAAAUGUUAAAAUAUGCCACUGCGGUCUCAGGAAAUGUCGCUUCAGGCCCACUAAUUACAUCUUUGAGGCAUCAGAUAUACGACGGUGACCAUGUUACACCAUGAAACUCACGUGUCGUCAAUGAAGUUUUUAAGUGACUCACACUGACUCUCCAAAGAUGUUUUAUUUAUUUAUUUAUGGAUUUAGUCAUUUUUCGGGGACAUUUGGUGCUAGCGAGUCUGAAUUGCAGUCGCAGUGGGAGGUCUGCCGUAUUUGUAUGAAUGCAUUUCUCCUUCGGGAAGUGAGAUGCCUUUUAAAAAUGUAAAUCACAGGCUGAUGAGGAAUCAGACGAGAGUCACAGAAGAGUCAGGAAGCACUGCAGAGCUGAAAGUCUUCACAGGGACUUGAGCACGGACCCCCACUGGGACCUGCAUAUGGACAAGUCAACUGGCUCCCAGUAAAAUCAAGAAUCACUUUUAAAAUUCUUCUCUUAACCUACAAAGCCUUGAUUGGUGAUGCUCCAUCAUAUCUUAAGGAGCUUGUAGUACCAUAUUGCCCCACUAGAGAGCUGUGCUCACUAAAUGCGGGACUACUUGUAGUUCCUAGAGUCUUAAAAAGUAGAAUGGGAGCCAGAGCCUUUAGUUAUCAAGCUCCUCUUUUAUGGAACCAGCUUCCAAUUUCAGUCCGGGAGGCAGACACAGUCACCUCGUUUAAGAGUAGACUUAAGACCUUCCUUUUUGACAGAGCUUAUAGUUAGGGCUGAAUCAGGUUUGCCCUGGUCCAGCCCCUUGAUAUGCUGCUAUAGGCUUAUAGCUGCCGGGGGACGUUUUAGGAUGCACUGAGUACCUAUCUCCUCUUUUUUCUCUCCUUAAGGAUGAAUGUUCAUCUCUCAAUCACAUGUUACUAACUCUGCUUUCUCCCCGGAGUCCUUUUGACUUCACGUCUCAUGGGGUCAUCGGACCCUAUGAGACGGCAUAGAUCCUAUCUGCCUGAUGGAUCGUCUGGGUCGUGGAAUUCCUGCUCAUGACUGCGCCACUGUCCUGUUGAGACUCCGCCCACUGUUGAGACUCCGCCCUCCUCCUCCCCACCGCCAUCUGCCUGAUGGAUCGUGGAGGUCUCCAUCGUGGAAUAUGCCUACUAUGAACUAUUCAUACACUCUGUCAUAUUCAUUGAAUCCGUCCAACGGAGAGAAGGAGACCAGGGAAGGUUGGGUGAAGAUCGACACCAUCGCGGCCGAUAAGAGUUUCUCCAAGGUGGAGCCCAGUUCACCUCACCAGUACCAGCCCAACAGAAUCAGCCGAAUCAACAUCAAGACACGCAGCUUUGCGCCGCUCACACGCAACGGAUUCGUCCUGGCGGUCGUCGACAGUGGAGCUUGUGUGUCCCUCAUGGGUGUGUCCGUCUUCUAUCGCCGCUGUCCAGCCACCAGCGUGUACUUGGCGUCCUACCCGGCAACUCCCUCCGGGGCAGAGCCGACUGCCUUAGUUCCCCUGAGCGGGACAUGUGUCCCCCACAGUAAAGCGCAGGGAGGCACGCCCCCUCGGAUGCACUGCAAUGCUGAAGGCGAAUGGAUGGUUCCUGUGGGCGGAUGCGUCUGUGAUGAAGGCUUUGAGCAGAACCUCAAUGGAUCGGCCUGCUUGGCUUGUCCGGUGGGCUACUUCAAGUCCCUCGCGGGCUCCAUCCCCUGCUCCGUGUGUCCCUCCAACAGCAGAACCAGCCAAGAGGGCUCGAGUGUGUGUGAAUGUCGCAGCGGAUUCUACCGGACAGCCAGUGAUGCCAACUCUUCUGCCUGCACAACUCCUCCAUCUGCUCCGGUCUCUCUGUCCUGGGAGUAUGAGAGCGCCGAUGGUGGAGUGUCCUUAAGGUGGCGCCCUCCAGUGGACAUGGGAGGCCGCGGUGAAGUGUGGUACGGAGUGGUGUGUCGCAUCUGCCCCUCAGCCACCUUCACCAACCCAGCGGCGUGCUCCUGGUGUGGAGAGGGUGUCACCUUCAGCCCCUCCCAGACGAACCUGAAACAAACCAAGGUUACCCUCAACAAUCUGCUGACCAGAGUCACGUACCUCAUACAGGUGCAAGCCAUGAAUGAGGUGUCAGCUCUGAGUCCUUUUCCAGCUCGAUACACAAGCAUCAAUUUCACUACGAGCCAGUCAGUUCCCAGCACAGUUCCCAUGAUGCACCAGCUGAGCCGAGCCCCAGACUCCAUCACUCUCUCGUGGCCUCAGCCGGACCGGCCCAACGGAGACAUCAUGGAGUACCAGCUGAGAUACUAUGACAAGGGUUCAGAUGUGGACACAGCAGCGAGCGUGUACAGUGAGACCAACACGGCGACCAUCAACUCUCUGAUCCCCGGGUCCAUCUACGCCUUCCAGAUCCGAGCUCGAAACGAGCGUGGCUUCGGCCCCUACAGCAGCACCAUCUACUUCACCACGCUGCCUCUGGAGGAACAUUCUCUGCAGAUCCAGAAUCGACUUCCUCUGCUCGUUGGCUCCGUGAUGGGUGGAGCAGCAUUUCUGCUGGUGGUGGCAGCGAUUGUGGUGGUGGUGGUAUUUCGCAGAAAGAGGAGAGAGAGUCCUUACAGCGACCGACUCCAGAAGUACAUCAGUAACCGAGGUGGCGUUAAGUAUUACGUGGACCCGUCCACCUACGAUGACCCCAGUGAGGCCGUCAAAGAGUUCGCCCUUGAGAUCGACCCCACUCAUCUGAAGAUCGAGGACGUGAUUGGUGCAGCCCAGUUUGGGGAGGUUUCUCGGGGCCGCUACCGUCCGCUGGGUCGCAGGGAGGUGCUGGUGGCGGUGAAGUCUAUACGCUGGGGGGCAUCCGACAGAGAGAGGGGGCUGUUCCUCAAUGAGGCAGGGGUCAUGGGACAGUUUGACCACCCCAAUGUACUAAAGUUGGAGGGUGUGAUCACUCAUACCGCCCCAGAGAGGAUCGUCACUGAGUUCAUGGAGAACGGGCCUCUGGACUCCUUCCUCAAGGAGAACGAGGGCCAGUUCAGCGUCCUCCAGCUUAUCGGGAUGCUCAGAGGAGUCGGUGCGGGGAUGCGUUACCUCGCUGAGAGAAACUUUGUCCACCGGGACCUGGCUGCACGGAACGUGUUGGUCAACUCCAACCUGGUCUGUAAGGUGUCUGACUUCGGCCUGUCCCGACUCAUGAGGGGCCUGGACCACAACAUACCCACAUACACUGCCUCGUUGGGCAGUAAGAUUCCUGUCCGGUGGACGGCCCCAGAAUCCUUUCAGCAUCGAAAGUUCAGCUCAGCGAGUGACGCCUGGAGCUUCGGCAUACUGAUGUGGGAAGUGAUGUCUUAUGGGGAGCGUCCAUACUGGGACAUGAGCAAUCAAGAAGUGAUGAAGGCGGUAGCAGACCAGUACCGCCUCCCCGCCCCCCCCAACUGCCCCUCCGCCCUCCACUCUCUGAUGCUGCAGUGCUGGCAGGUGGAUCGCGGGGACCGGCCAGGCUUCGACUCGCUCCUCUCCUCCUUGGACCGGCUCAUCAGGCACCCUGCCUCCCUCAAGGCGGAGCCAACUCGAAGCUGCUCUCAGCCGCUGCUCAGCCCCACGCCCACAGACCUAACGGCAGUGUCCACGGUCAGUGAUUGGCUGAAGGCUCUGAGGAUGGAGAGAUAUCAGGAUGAGUUUGAUCAGGCAAACCUGGACACGUUGGACAGAGUCAGCCGGCUCAGCAUGGAUGAUGUCCAGAAGCUCGGGGUGACGCUGCUGGGACACCAGAGGAAGAUCGUCAGUGCUGCCCAGCAGCUCCGAGCCUAUCUGACGCAGGGGCAGGUGGAGGUGUGAACUUCACCUCCAGUCCAACCUGAGCCACAGAUCUCUGUGGUUUUCACAUUCCUCUGCGUGUUGAGUCUGGUUUCACUCGUUUUUGAUGGAGCACAUUUAAGCCAAAACAAAAAGAGAAUCAUCUUUUGUUUGAGGAGAAGCAUCGCGUGCCGCUCCGUCUCCUCUUCUAUACACCGACAACCAGACGACCGGACUUCCUGACAGUCAAUCGCGACAAAUAACAGGAGAGAUGCACUCUGGGAGCUGCAGUCCAGGACAACGUCAGGUUUGGGAGUUGCUGAGGAGGAGAAGGAGGACUUUAAAGACUCCUCGUUGUUUUCCACUAUAUUUCACUUUAUUGAUAUCUGCAACCCUACCUCUCACCUUCUCUUCCUCUACUGUCCCGCCAUGACACUUUUCAAUGUCCCCGCCCUUAUUGAGUACAAAAACUAUUUCAAUCUUUUUUGUUGGCGUACUUACGGAGAUCCCUCCACACAAAGAAUUGCGACAAGACAAUCAAAGCCUUUUUCUAAUAUUUUGUAGUUGUUUGUAAAAUUGUGUCACUUCGUCUCUACUUCAAAUGCCAAACGCUAAAAAUUGUUAGCACAAAAGAAAACAGUGUCGUGGCCAGCAGCCGAUGGUUUGCCUGUAAGGUCUCACCAUCUGUUCCUAGAACAAUGUACAGUCAGUUCAAUUGUUCCAGCUAAAUGCCAUAAACCACCAGAAUCAGUCCUGAAAACCUCGAGGUUAGAUGUGGAUCACUGCCAUAGAGUGGUGAAACACACAAAUAAAUAAUGUUAAACACUGCAGGCCAUGUUUUUCUCCCUAAAAUACAUAUUCAGGGUUGGUUUGAGAUCCCGUUUUGGACAAUUCCCACUCUCACGACAUCAGAGCUCACGGACUGUAAUACGACAACCUUCACCUCAGCUGCAAAGACAAUCGUUCAUCUGAGACGACGACGGAAAAGAACUGCACCACCUGUAUGUGUACAUUUCACACUUCACCUCUUUUUUUGUUGGAUUUCUAGGUUAAAGUCACUGAAGUCAUUGAAACUUUGUGAAUGUGUGAAAUGGGGAAGACGGACUAAAUCGGAUCUGAUUUACACUUGAAGGAAGGAGGCAAAAUGCUUUGUGUGUGUGUGUGUGUGUGUGUGCGCGCGCAUGUGUGUGUUUGCUGUAAAUUAGGCUGUGUGUGUGUGCUUGUGAGGGAGAGAGAAGUGUGUCAGGCUACACACAUUAUUUGCUGUGUUUACAGAAAGUUGUGCAAAUUUGUAAAAUAAAUGAUAUGAUUUUAUUUAAUAUUC
This is a messenger RNA of Pseudoliparis swirei, 5165 nucleotides long. It is a transcript of the gene ephb6, whose product is annotated as eph receptor B6. The transcript is spliced from 17 exons. The record is from RefSeq and is a predicted model, not a curated record. Gene Ontology annotation, molecular function: ATP binding; transmembrane-ephrin receptor activity; protein binding. NCBI's taxonomy places the organism in Eukaryota, Metazoa, Chordata, Actinopteri, Perciformes, Liparidae. The coding region runs from base 1082 to 3883 and encodes 933 amino acids. Gene Ontology annotation, cellular component: plasma membrane; neuron projection. Gene Ontology annotation, biological process: central nervous system projection neuron axonogenesis; axon guidance; protein phosphorylation.